AUGACUACCUGUGAAAUAUCCCAUGGUUCAGAGAAGGAAAUUGUGCUGCACUUUUCCAACAAGAGUGAACAUAAACGUAUCCUCAAGGGAGAAAACAUUGAGGACCAAAUCAAAGAGUACAUUCAAAAGUCAACAAAGGAUGAAGAUUGGUGCAAGAAAAUAGAGAUAAUGCUUCCCAACACAUUAUUAGAGGUAAGAAUGUUACUUAAUCAAUUAUCAAUCCUCUAUCAUCUACUAUGUAUGAAAAGGAAGGCUAUAAUAAUAACCAUCAUUUUAAUCUUAUUGAGACCUCAUAGUUUCUUUCAAGUUUACUUAAUCAGAUCACCAAGCCUUAACAAAACACCUGAUUAUGUUUCUUCAUUAAGAACCUCAAACUAUUCCUAGAAUGCUAAAAGUUUAGCAACUGUACAUUGAAGAUUCAAAUAAUUAUUUUAGAGCAUUUGUCCCAGGAGACUUACCACAUUUGGCCUUUAAAGGACAUUUUGUCACUUUUUCUUUCCUUUUUCCCUUUGGCCUCCAACAAUGGAGCUUGAAGAUUUCUUGAACCUUUUUCAGAUUAAGAUUUGCUUUAGAUUUAUUUUCCUGACAGGGAUGUUGCACUUUUUUGGCUUUUUCGAAUUGCAUAAUUUAUUAAUCCUCGUUCUAUAAUUUAGGGUGGUAUAGUGAUUGUGAACAGCCCAGGAAUUGGUGAAUCAGAUCAUGUUAAAAGUAUUUUCAUGGAUAACCUUUCUCAAGCCAAUGCUUUCAUUUACAUGAUAAACAGUCCACAGGCCGGAGGAUUGCAAGAGGACAUGGUAAGCAAUGUCAAGCAUUUUACAAACCUGUUGAACUUGCACAUCGAAAUUUAGUAAAUAUUACUGAAAAUUAGUGGUGGCGCCCAAGAAUUCACAACAUUAACAGAAUGUUUAAUUUUCAUGUAUUCACCAUUAUUACUUGUAACAAUUAACAAAGAAAAAUAGCAAGCAAACCAGAAUGCAUCAAUCAGAGUCCAGUAUGUCCAAGUGGAAAUAGUGCAGGUGCUGUAAUGCCGAAAUCUCAUGCCACAUAUGGGAUGGCUAUUUAAGGCAACUUUUGUCAUCCACAGCUCAUAUAGUAGGUACUCACCUUUUUUAUAAGGCCAUGUAUUUUUCAUGUAAUAUGUGACAGUGUACAUGGAUUCUGAAGAAACAUAUUCAGAUAAUGAAUACUCAUAAAGUGAUCAUUCAGAUGAUACUUAUGACAGUAGUUUUGUAAGAAUUCUGCAGCUUUCAUGAUAACAAAUGUAACAUAGUAAGAAAAUCUGUGUACUAUAGAAUAUACUACCUUAAUAAAGUGAUAUUUAAUUUACAACCAAAAAUAUGAUCCAGAAAUAACCACAGAGAAUAGAAACAAGGAAAUAGUUGUGUUUUAAAAGAUAAACCAUGUGUUACUACAGAUCAAUAGCAAUAGAAAAUGGAUGAUUAAUAUCAAUUUCAUCAUGAAACAGAUAUCAAAUAAUAUGCAAAUUAAUUCAGAUUAUGUAAAGUAACCAAGAUACCUGUAAAAGUUACCCAUUGAUUAUCUGAGUUAAAUUCAAACAUGACAUUAUAUGAUGGUCUUCCACCAGCAGUGUGUGUAGUUAAUACUAAUGCAUCAUUAUCAAUGUUACUUUUGUAAUAAGCAAAAUGAAUGAUUUCAUAAUAUCCAUUUUUUUUUAUUUUGAAUUUUUUGUAGAGAUCAAAAACUGUGAAAUAGAUGGAUGUGAAAUAGUUCAUUCUGAAGUGUUGAACUUAAUAUAUGGCAAAUAGUUAAAUAUAUUUAAUUUAUAAUUGUAGUAAAAAACAGGAAAAUGUCUAAUGUUAUCCAUGCAUGAUUUAUUUACAGCAUCAAUAUCAUUAGUUGGUGAUACUAAAUUGAUGAUUUUACCUUUAACCAUCCUGAUAUCAGCAGCCAUUGCAGUCUUUCCAUCAGACCCAAAAUCUCCUUUGUCACCUUUUGGACCCUGUAGACAAGGCUCACCUUUUGGUCCCUCAAAACCUUGCAAACCUGGUGGACCACGUAUACUGAUCAUUCUAUUUUGUCUUGUAUCACCAACAGCAAAAUUACCCAUAUGAUAUAUAUAAUAUAUGUUUAUACAUAUUUAACCGACUUUUUAAAAAGAAGUUGACAAUAAGGACAAUCAUCUAACAUCCCACCAUUGGAUACAGUUAUCUUUGCUUUGUAUCCAGCAAUGGAUACAUUGAAAGUAAUAUGACCACUAUGUGUGACAAAAGAAAAAUGCGUGCUAUUUGAUAUUAAAACAUUACCUCCACUUUUAACUGGUCCUACUAUUAAGUACCAUUAUCGUUACUGUUGUUGCAAUAACAGUAAACAUUUUGCUUGUUUAUCAUCAAACACUUUCUUUGUAAUAGGAUUAUCAUCAUUAGCUGCAUCUUGUAUUUUCAACCCUUUUGGUCAUUUUAACAGGCGUUAUGAAAUCAAGAGUAUACCAUUAGUUAUUUCAAACUUUUUAUCCCACAUGCUCAAUGGAACAUCACUGUAAUAUCCUGAGAUGCCAUAAACUAUGACAUGAAUGACCAAAUCCUGUGAAUAAGCCAGAAUUGACUUAUUUUGCAAUACCAAAUCCCUCAUCAAAUGGUUAGUUGUUACAUUAUUGUACUUGUUUAUAUGAACCAAUGAUCUGGUGUGAUCUGCAAAUUAAUUGGCUGAAACCCUAGAAAUUGUCUCUGCACUACUGCUGGCUUAUAGAUGUCAACAGAUGAAUGGUCAAUAGAUGCAGAGGGGAAGUAUAAUUCAAAUACCACUGCAUAUUCACCAGGUAAUGGCGGAGCUCACAGAGCUAAUAGCCCCAUAAUUAUACAAAGUAGUGGUAACCCAUCAAGCCAAAAAAAAUUUGGAUGUAUGACCAUACGACUGUACAACCGACUGUUCAAGGGUGUACUUUUAGCAUGUGCGGCCAACUGUACCAUCCGGGCACUAUCUUAUAAUCAGUCCUCUACACAGACAUAGAGAUCGAAGUUGCAAAUGGAAAUCCAUUAAUAUUAACAUGCACUUUAUCCAUAGUAGGGGCUUUAGUUUUGUUGAAGAGACGUGUGGGGAAAAAAAAUGUGAGCUCCGCUUAUAUAUAGACUUGCUUAAAUCUAUAUAUUACUUCACACAUAUUCAAACCAACAUGAGAUGAAUAACAUCCUUUGCUGGAAUCUAAAUUGAGUUUCAUUUCAUAGGUUUUUUUUACUGAACUGAUGAAAGUCUUGAUCAAUGAAUUUAAGCCCUGUAAUAUCAUCUUCAUCACUAAACUGCCCACUUUUGCUCUUAAUGUAUACAAAUGUGUUUUCCAAAUCUGUACUUCCAACAGACUGAUUCAAUCUAUCAUUAACAUACUUCUGAUAAUUAGUAGCUGUUUGUUUAUUAUUAUUGUUGAUAGUUGUAUUAAUAAAAUUAACAUCAGCAGCAUGUGUGCUUUCAUGCACCUGUGACUGUUUGACAUAAUUCUUACUUCUGCUAUUCAUAUUCAAAUUACCAGUCAUCACCCUUGUACAAUCAGUUUUCAACGAACUACUUGUUUUUGUAUCAACAUAGCUUUCAUUGCUUCCAUCUGUUGCACUUGUUUGGUCCACUACAUUAAUCUCCUUAUUGCCUUUCAUAUCAAAACCAAAGUAAAGGUUUUACUAUCAACAUAUUUCUUGUUGACCACUGCAUGCUUAUCACUAUUAUCAUUGCUGUCAUAAUGUGGUAUUAAUAACAUGCUUUUCAAUGUUUGGGGUAACAGAUCAUCUAUAUCUAUUUUCUUAUCUGUGAUAUCUUUCGUCUGCUUCAAGGUCACAGCCUCAUCAUCAUAUUGAACUCUACUCUGGUCAUAAAUGGUCUUACCAUCAGAAUCCCAUCUGUUACCACUUCCAAAUCUCAAUAAUUGGUUAUCAUCACUUUUUUUUCUGUAUGUUGUCUCCCAAAAUACAUUAAUAACUGCAUCAUCAUUUGAGGUGGGUGUAUGCACAUUCUUAAUACAGUUAUUAUUCAAAUUAAUAUCAACUUAGAAAGUCUCAGAGCCAUUCAGAAUAUUGUUUGCAAAGGCAUUAACAUACUUUUUAAAAAACUGAAAAAUGAGAUAUCUGGUUAUGUAUGCAAUACCCCAAGAACAACCACUGAAGAGCUUGGUCAUUGGGCCAGGGAAUGCCAUGGUGAUGUAUCCGUUCAUCCACUUGAUAGUACCUACAAGAAAUUCCUUACUUUCACAAACAGUAAUACAAGAACAGGUAUCACUGUGGUGUACAUUGUUAAAGAUCAUCAUUGUUGCCCUGUUACUGAUUAUAAUUUGAAGAUAGCUGCAACAAAGGAUCAGAGGAGUUUUAGUGAUCUGUUAAAGCACAUGUCUGAUAUCACAUGGACCUGAAGACAUGAGAACAUCAAAAAGUUGAAAUCAGUUGAUGACAUUGAAAAAAUGAAUGAAAAAAAUAAUACCAUUGGACUACCUGAAGAUGUGAGAAUGCCAUGAUGCUGUUAAUGGGUAUAUCAAGAAAUCAAACUAUUACCUUGAAUACUUACAUUGGAACAAUAAUAACUAUUUAGAUGGAUUCACUGAUCAUGAUAAAAAUAUUAAUGUGAUGAAUGAUGAGUAUGUAUUAUGUGAGAGAUCAAUAUGUGAUAAAUUGUAUGAUAGGCAUAAGAUGUGUGACUUUCUUUGGACCAACCAAUCAUAUCCCAGUAUAUCCAAUGCAUUGUUCAAGCAACUAAAUGUAUUUUUAAGACUGCUAAACAGAUGCUGGAUGACGUUUAUCCAAGGGCAUUACAAUGGUGUUCAACAGAUGAUAAUUACCAGAUAAUGUAGUAAUUGUGGACAUCUGUAAUUCCUAUCCCAAUGUGCUAUUAAAUGAUACCCAUACCUUUGCACAGUAUUUAUGAUGCGGUAGAGAAGUUUAAUUGUAAGAGUGAUCGGGAAAAAUGUGGUGAGUUUUAUAUUGAUGAGACUGCAAUCAACUGUUACACUCAUAAUUAUAGAAGCUGGUUUUUACAGUGCUAAUCUGGUAGGAUACUUAGUAGAGGUACUGCACAUGCCAAUCACACAGAUAAAAUACAAAAUCACGACUAAAAGAGCCUUAAAACCAGAUACUUUCAAGGGGUAUAUUAAGUUCAUUGGAUGAAUUACCAGAAGCUGAAGCCAAAAAGAUGGCUAAUAGUUUAAUCUGUGAACUCGGUCAGCAAGAUCGGCCAUGGUUUUAUGUGUACAGAAUGUGAUACUGCUAUGUGUAUUUGGACAUCUGCCAUGAAUAAAAAGAGGAAUCUUACUAUUCAUCAAUGUAAUAGCUUGUAAAUACUCGUUUUCUGAUAAUACCAGUAUUAACCCUUUUUGUAGUAUCAGAAGCCAUACUCGAGUAUUUGUAGCUCAUUGCUUGCUGUUGUUCAAAGAAUAGUCUGUUUUAUGGUUAUAAUUAAGUUAGUAUUUAUAUCACAAACAGUAAAAUGAAAUUCAGGAACAAGAAAGAUAUUAAGGUUAGCACAAAAGAGAUUGGCAAAGCAUUUGAGACAGAUUCCAAGCCAACAUACUUUGAGAGGCAUUAAAGAGAAAACAUGUGCUUUGAUGACUAUGAGAACAGAUUGGGUAAAGGAUGUAUAUAUAAUGGACAGGCUGGUAGUGGUGAAACAUAAGAGCUUGGUGAGUUGGUAAAACAAUCAGAUGAUUGUAUUGUGUUGUCAUAUACUAAAAAAGCUUUGGAAAAUGUUAAAUCAAGGUUGCAAGCUUUUAGAUAUGAAAAGACACAAGUUAAUAACUCUUGAUAAUUACUUCUUUGGAAUUGGUAAAGACAGGAGUAUGGAUAGCCUUGAUGGGAAGGAUAUUUUCAUAGAAGAGUUUAGUAUGCUCUCUAAUAGAUGGAUGACUAUGAUUUAUAAAGCUUUUGAAAAGUUCAAUAACAAGGUAUACUCAUUUAGUGAUUGUAGUGAACCUUUAGAAGCUGGUAGUCAAGUGCAUUAUAAUUAUCAGUUAUCAGCACUGUCAAUCAAAUGUGUAGCAAAACAAAGACAAUGAAAGACAUUGAACAUCCUAGUAGAUAUGAUAAAGAGACCAAUAAUAUGCAUGGUACAUUCGUUGACACUGAAAGAUAUCCACCUACUUUGAACCAAUUGGUAAGUACAAUAAGAAGAUCUGUUAUCUGAAUGCUACCAGGGUAAGAGUAAAUACGGAAUGCUGUGAUAGGAUUGUAGUGAACGAGAAAUAUGAAACCAUUGACUUAAAGUAUGAAAAGUAUAAAGUUUGCAUUGGUACUCCUAUAAUUGCAACACAAAAUAUCACAGACAAAAAGAUCUUCAAUAAAUGGAGUUUAUUGUUGAGGAUAUUGAACAUAUAUACCUUGCUGAGUUUGCAGAACACUUUAUCCUCAGUUUCUCUGUUACAGUGUAUAAAUACAAAGGUGCAGACAUAAAUGAGAACUAUAAUAUAUAUGAUGUCAAGCGCAUAGAUUAAAAAACAAUUGUAUACUGCAUUAUCUCGUACCAGAAAGUUUGAAUUCAUUCGUCUGAACUUUAAAGAGCUAAACAAUAGAUAUGUUACCAGAGAACAACCUACGUUGGAACUGACAAAUAGUAAGUUUAAUAGCCUAUAAAAGAAUGGUAAGAUAUAUAAGAUAAUGUUUGAUGACGGUAGAUUAUAUGUAGGUUCAACAUGUGAAGAACUAAAUACAAGGUUAAAAUGGCAUUUGUCUAACAAAAAGAGCCAGGUAUACAAAAACAGAAAGGAUAACCCCAAAAUUGAGCUCAUUGUUACAUCACCUGCUGCUGAUGAAAAACUUUAGAAAAUGUAGGAAAUUGUUAUAUCAGUGAGUAUGCUAUUAAAUACAAGAAUUAGUUGAUAAACAUCAGAUCCGUUAACAAAGAGAAAGAAAGUGGAGUAUAAUGUUGAUGUAGAGAGUGAACAACAACUAAGGGAAAGUGUAGGAUUACUUGACAAAAGACGCUAAGAGUCUUUUGUAAGAAAUUUUAUUUCAUCUUAACUUUUUCACUUUUUAGCUUCGAGUAUUGGAUGAGUGGAAGAAGCUCUACGAAGGAAGAGAAGAACCAGGCAUCACUGCUGAAUCUGCUCUUUUCGUCUGCAACAAGUGGGAUGCAAUGGAAGGAAAAGAUGACAAAACCGAAACAGAGGAGCUCCAAAAGAACAUCAUACGCAGAUUAAGGGAAAGAAUUCCCAAACUUGAUGAAGAAUGUCAAGUAGUCAGAAUAUCUAUGAACACAGCAAAAGAGGAGUUAAUGGAGUCAGGCAAGAUGAAUGAUGAUCUGUACACGCUCAUUUGUGCAAUUCAGGAUCUUUUACUCCGUGAUGUAAAAAUGAAAGUCACCUUCUUCUAUCUGUAAGUAAAAAAAGCUUCUUGUUUGACAAUCUAAUCUAUGGGAAACGAAUUUCAGAACGUAUUGAUUCAAAUUUACAAAUUUAAUCUUUUAAAAACCAGAUUUGCAAAAAUUCGCCCGCUGUCUUGAAUGAUUGACAGUGAGGCUCGUGCCCUGUCACACCUCAGUUAGUGGAUGAUCACUCUGUGUCUUGGACUGUCUCCCACGAUUUAAAGUCAGGCUCAUGCCCUCCUGCAGCUCAGAUGGUGGACUAGAUCACUGUAGCGGGCGGAUAGGGGAGAAUUUUCAGUUUCCAAAGUAGGGGGCUUGGGAAGGGAGGUGAAACUUGCUGCACUUUUGGGUAUGUUUUGUUGAGUCUACACAGAUACAUCUGCUUGGAUUCGCAAAACAUGCCCGCUGUGUUGCAAGGUUAACAGUCAGGUUCCUGCCCUGCCCCACCUCUGCUAGUGGUGAACACCCAGUGAUUGGGGGUGGUCGAGAGUCCGAAGUAGCAGGUGAACGAGGGUUCGCAAAAACCUCUAAGCUGAAAAUGAAGGGGCUUAUUGUCAAGGACAGCACCGAUACGCAGCACAGGGACUGGCCCAUUAGAGGGUUGGUCAGCGGCUGUUGUGCGUCCAAGGCACAGGGGUGGAGAGGAUUGGUUUUGGAUUCCUCAGCCUAUUCUAAAUUGCUCUUAAGGUGAACGGGGCUUCCAAGCUUACUUAGAAAAUGCACUGUUUAGCUUGACUAGCCGUCAGGCUUAUUCCUUGCCACUGCUCCGUCAGUAGGCAGGGAAGAUUCAAUAGCGUAAGGGUGGUAGAGUGUCAAGACAUCUUGGAAGGGGCUUCUAUUGAUAUUGCAGACACUAUCAGUUAGGAUUUUCGCUUGAAGGCAGUCAUUGCCGCCUUUAAACCAGCCUGGCAGAGAAAAAGGCCAAGAGUUUAAAGUCAAGGGUAGCACCUGCAUAACUUUCAGUCACUGGUCCUUUUAAGGGUGGGUUGCGACUUGAUCUGUAUCUAAAAUGAUCGAAUACGGAAUUAACUUUGUUUCAAAUCAACAGCUGGAUAAGUGGCCAGAUUAGCUGGUUAAAGGAUUUGGCAAAUGUACAAAUACAAAGUACUCAAAGGAAUAGAAGAGAAUGCCUUGAGGUAAGGGAAGAACUUAAUGAGUUACUGCAAGAGCUUGAGAAAGGCUCUCACAUCCAUGAAAUUGACGAUGCUAUUCAUUUCCACGAGGAAGAACUGUGCAGAAAGCUUACGUCUUACUUGAGAUCUGAAGAAGUUCAGAAAAAAUUUUGCGAUUGGUCCGAAAAGGACUUGCCUGUUAUUGGUCAUCGUCAUAGUUCCCGAAGGAUCAAAUCCGAACUUGGUAAAUGCAUAGAUCGAAGAUUACAUUCUUUGCUUAAAAGCGUGGAAAAUAAAGAAAAACAUUUCGCGAAAGCUCGAGCAGACCUGGAGAAAAAACGUCUCCAAUAUUUCUCUGAUCUUCAAAAGGGCAUUUGUGACAUUGACCGUGUUCUUGACUCAGAGGAUCAGUCUGUUCCCUUUGAAUUUCACACUAGAAGAAUGUGUUUGCCUUUAUACGCAAGAAUGAAAAAGAUGAUUGUGGCAGCUGGUAUAGUUUUUAUGCCAGUGUUGAUUCCUGUUGGUUUAGCUGCAGGAGCUCUCUUUGCACCCGCUUUCGGUUAUAUGGCCGUCGCAAAGUAUCUCAAGGAACAUCAGCUCAGGGAAGAUCCUUGUAAAGCUUUAAAAGAACUUUCCCCACAGUUUCUAAAGUCUUUCAUUAAAGAAAGUCUACGGGAUCAUGUCCAAAGAGAAUUAGCUAACGAAAAAAAUCAAAUUUCCCAAAUAAAGAGAUGCCAUUCAGCGAUCAUUAGUAAAUACGAUCAGCAAUGUGAGGCUUUCAGGAGGAUAGCAGAUGAAUCAGGAAAUGAAGAAGCCCUGAAAGAGAGGGUCGACCUGUCUUGGAAACUGCGGAAUAUGAGCGACAACCUUUUGUUUGACGCCAUCCAAAACGGAGUACCAGUCAUGUACCCGUCUGGCCAAAUCGAUGGCAAAAAGCUUUCUUGCAAUACGGAAGAAGUGCUGGGAAUAGGAAGCUCAGCCAAAGUCUUCAAGGGAACACUAAAAGGGCAGAGUGUUGCUGUAAAAAGACUACAACAAGAGCUUCAUUCACAAAGUGUUGCUCGGUUUCUUGAAGAAGCAGGAAUAUUAAGGUAUGAGUGUCUGGAUAGCUAAACAGAUAGUAAGACAGUCAAACAAAUGCACACACUGACUUGGGAAAUUUUCCUGGUUUUACCCUACUUUAAAAGUCUGCUUCUUGUCUUUUGAGCUGCACCGUUUUAAAUGCCACACAAAGUUACUUCAAAGGUCUUCAAAUAUACCGCUGUUUGUCCGAAUACAUAUGGGUGAUAGGUAAAGAGGCACAUAGUGCACCGGAACUUGGAAACGUUCUCGCUACGGUUUUAACACCGGCAUAAUCAGUUAUAUUAUAUCGUAUUUUCUGAGUAACUUUAGAAAGGAAAGCGUACAUUGCAGUUUUUCGGUUUUCUUUCUUUCUCGUCACACAGGCAAGUACAACAUAAAAACAUUUUGACUUUCCAUGGAGUGUGCAUGAAUGUUCAAAAUGGCCGGCUGAUUUCCUUGGAUAUCGUCCUUGAGUUGUGCGCCUCAAGUCUGAAGGAUCAAAUCUUCAACGAAAAAAGAAACACUCCUUGGAUGACGGAGGAUGCUGCAGUUAAAAUACUUCGAUGUACCGUGUACAUCUUACUGGGGCUGGAAUUUCUUCACAAUCUUGGCAUUGUUCAUCGGGAUAUUAAGCUGUCCAACAUGCUGGUUUGUUAAUGCAUUAGCAAUAAUCUAUUUAUUCUCUCGACCUUGAAAAAGCUGUCGUUGUUUAACACUUUUGAAAAUGAUGAUUACAUUUAUAUGAGCUGAUUUAAAUAACAAUUACACCUGUCUAAAAGCUCGCGCUGACGUUUUUCCAGUUUGCUAAAUUCGAUCGGUGUUAGCUUUUCCUUAGAUUUCCAUGUUUUUUUUUUGUUACCUCUGAGGUUUUUCUGCGUUUUCUUUGGAGCUCUCUUUUAGUUUCAAGCUCCAUUUAAAAUCGAUGAUGACUUGAUGAGUAAGUGAAUUGAACACCUCUACACGACUUAACGAUCCCAGUGGGAUACACAUGAAAAAUGGGUCAGAGGACGGAAAAGAAGGAAAUAAAUCCUAGGAGAUAUGAAUAGCAAAUUAAACGAGCUGACACUCAAAGGUGAAAACUUAGGGGCCUUUUUCGCACCUUACCUUUGUUACAGUUCCGACGGAAGUAAACGUUAUACCCUUUUCUUAAAACACAAGUUUAAAUAUAUUAAUACACGUUGUAGCAAUGAUAUUUCCUGUUUCGAUUAACAUCUGAAAUCUUUCUGUGAACUCAGCUAUUAGCAACUUGAAUAAACCACGAGGAGGUAUGCGGUCGAACCUCCCUUUGCGACCAUUUCUCGUAAGCGACCACCUCUCGUUGGCGACCACUUUUUAAAAUACCAAGUUUCCAAGUCAAAUCACCAUAAAUAGAAUCUCUCGACAGCGACCACCUCUAGGAAGCGAGUACUUCUAGAGAUGCUUGUUUACAAGUUUCAAUUGUUUUCUACUACUACUACUAAUAAUAAUAAUAAUAAUAAUAAUAAUAAUAAUAAUAAUGAUAACAAUAAUAAUAAUAAUAAUAAUAUUAAUAAUGGAGGAUUUGUAAAGUGCUGUAUCAAUUUGCCCAUGACGCUUUACAACAAGUUGAAGUGAACUUUGGCCUUUCUGCAUUGAGUAUACAAUAUUUUGAAGCCAUUUGUGAGAUACAAAACAAUCACCACAUGUACAGAUACUAGGAUUUUUACCCUGAAUGAGCCGCUAAAAGUUACUACUAUAUGUUGACACGUAGGUUUUGAUAAGCGCUGGUAAAAGGGUCCGGUCACCAUGUGCAAAUUGAUUACUUAAAACAUAGACCCUCCUGUGGCCUGACCUUGCGUACGUGACCACCUCCUGGAAGCGACCACCCAGACUAGACAUUACGGGUGUGCGCUUACGGUAGGUUCGACUGUAUUUGCAAAUUAAAUGUUUCUUCUUGCAAAUUUGAGAUGCUUUCUUUCCUCGUUUGCAGAUCUCAAAAGACAAAGUCAUCAAAAUUGCAGACUUUGGUUGGGCGAAGUCUGAAAGCUUGAUCACGGGUACCCAAUGCGGGACCUUGUUUUACAUGGCGCCGGAAGUAAGAAAACGCAUCCCGUACGGCUCAAAAGUAGACAUGUACAGCUUUGGCAUCAUGAUGUGGGAAAUGUGGUACGGUAAAGAAAUAUUUGCCGACCUUAUUGAGAACGAUGAAGAAAUCCCUCCUCCGACAGAGGUCAAAAGUUAUCUAUCUAGAGGCCCCGUAGGAGACGGCAGCUUCGCUCCUCCAGCAGAGUGGACCAAUCUUAUGAUAUCUUGCUGCAAUCCUGAUCCAGACCAGAGACCAACAGCGACAGAAUGUAAAGAAUUACUUGUGAAAAUUACUCGAAAAUACGAAAAGUAAGAAAUUCAGAGCAUUGCAGUCAUAUUUUGCUCUUACUUUUACAGUUGAAUUCAGUUGUUACAAAAAUUAAUUUAAAAAUAACAUUUUUUUAAAAGCAACUAUUCUAUACAAAUUUAAUUACACUUUAACUGUUUACAGAGAGCUUUUUUGAACACUCGUAGGCUUGCAUAUGUUAAGGUUAUUUAAAUGGAAUUACCUAUCCUCGGCUAUGACUACUUGGUAAAAUGUAUGUUAUAGAGGUCAUUCUUAUUAGAAGGUACAAAGGAGAAACUCUUUGCAUCCGCCAAGUUGUGACUAGCACUCAUUACCCGUCAUUCAGAUGAGCAAUUUUCCUCUAUUUCAAUCUGUCUGAAGAUUGAUCCCUGAAUUAAACUCGACACACAGUGGAUAUUAGAAAGGAAAAAUCGACAAGCUCUAGCUCCUUAAUAAAGGAUCCGUGUGUCCUUAAUUAGCUGAAAUCAAUUUGGCUAUUAUUACGUCGCCUGUCAUAACCUUUUCGCUAAGUAAUGAAUUAUUAUUGUAGGAUAUAAGGUAAUUGUUAGUUCCCUUGACCAUUGCGAGGUUUGGCAAAGUAGUAAUUGCUUCCACGACUAUGUGUAGGCUACUUUGUUUAUACUGACCCGCUCGCUUUUACGUCAACGCUGAACAGUUUGAUCAACAGAAUGGUAUUUUAAACUGAAAUGGGGGGACCUAGCCAGUUUCGGCGUACAGUUGUUAAAAAGAAUGGUGUUGUAUCGAGUUCGAUUUUCUUCUUUGCCUUCAGAAGGAGGAGAGGGGACUAAAAGCAGAGAAAAUGAAGUAUUGUAAAUCUUUUUUUUAGAUUAUUGGAGUGAAUAGCUUUAGUUUUCUGUGAUCUUUUUCAGAUUAAGUAUUUCAAUUUUAAAUAAGUUUCGUAGAAUGAGGUGUUUUAAACAGAUUUCAUUAUUCUAAUUUUCAUUAAUUAAACGAGG
Pocillopora meandrina is the source of this 12764-nucleotide messenger RNA. The record is from the annotation of a GenBank genome assembly. Lineage: Eukaryota; Metazoa; Cnidaria; Anthozoa; Scleractinia; Pocilloporidae.